Messenger RNA from Rhinichthys klamathensis goyatoka, 2388 nucleotides. RefSeq names its product transglutaminase 1, K polypeptide (gene tgm1). The transcript has 14 exons. Gene Ontology annotation, biological process: peptide cross-linking. Gene Ontology annotation, molecular function: protein-glutamine gamma-glutamyltransferase activity. Lineage: Eukaryota; Metazoa; Chordata; Actinopteri; Cypriniformes; Leuciscidae. The coding region runs from base 24 to 2315 and encodes 763 amino acids. The record is from RefSeq and is a predicted model, not a curated record.
AUUUUUCUGUUUUACUCCUCAGUAUGCCUGUAGACACAUUAUCAAUCAGGAAUCGUUCUGCCAUUGGCCGCUUUCCAGCCGGUACUCUUCCACCGGAGGAUCCAGAGAAGGUGAAGCUAAAGAAGCCAGAGACGAAGUGGUCAUGUUGCACAUGGUUGCGCCAGAGCUGCCUCCGCUGCUGCUGCCGCAAAACAACAGAUGAUGGCGUCACAGGUGGACCUACAGAAACCACCGAGAUGCCAGAGACAGGUACCAUACUGGAAGUGCGUUCAAUAGACCUUCUCAAAUCCAACAAAGAACCGAACCGACUUGAGCAUCACACAGAUCGCUACCGCAGCGAAAACCUCAUUAUCCGCAGAGGCCAGACCUUUCAGAUGUUGAUCGAGCUCUCAAGACCUAUCAACUUGAAGACAGAUAAACUUCACUUAGAUUUGAAACUAGGUAAUCUCCCAGAUGUGUCCAAAGGCACACAUGUGAUUGUUCCUUUGGUUGAGGAUCUGCAGGAUAACUGCUGGGAGGCCAAGAUAGUUGAACAGAAAGACAAAAAAAUCAAACUGCAUGUCAACUCUCUGCCAACUGCUGCUAUUGGCAAAUACAGGCUCGGUGUUGCAACACGUUCCACAACGGGCGAGGCCAUGUCUCCGUACAGUCCUGACAAUGACAUCUACAUGCUGUUCAACCCCUGGUGUGAAGGCGACUCUGUGUACAUGGAUAAUGAGGAAGAGAGGAAAGAGUAUGUUUUAAAUGACAUGGGAAUAAUCUAUUACGGAACUGACAACCAGAUCGGAGACAGGCCGUGGAAUUUUGGCCAGUUUGAUAAUGGCAUCCUUCCAUCGUGUCUGUAUUUGCUGGAGCACAGUGGUACCCCAGCAUCAGGAUGGGGAGAUCCUGUCAAUGUGGUCAGGCUUUUGUCUGCAAUGAUUAACUCUCCUGAUGACAACGGUGUGUUGAUAGGCAACUGGUCAGGUACGUACGAUGAUGGCAUGGCCCCCACGUUCUGGAGCGGCAGCAGUGACAUCCUGAGACAGUACUACGAGAACGGAGGAACACCGGUCAAAUACGGACAGUGCUGGGUCUUUUCUGGGGUCACCACCUCAGUGAUGAGGUGUUUAGGGAUUCCCACCCGGAGCGUUACAAACUUCGAGUCUGCUCAUGACACAGAUGUUUCCUUGACGACAGAUGUGUAUUUAGAUGAGAAUUAUGAGCCGAUUGAGGAGCUUAAUCGAGAUUCUGUCUGGAACUUCCAUGUGUGGAAUGACUGCUGGAUGGCCCGUCCAGAUCUACCCGAGGGUUUGGGGGGUUGGCAGGCAGUAGAUGCCACGCCUCAAGAGACCAGUCAGGGCGUUUUUCGCUGUGGUCCCGCUUCUGUCGCAGCUAUCCGGAAUGGACAAGUUUACCUCAAGCAUGACACACCAUUUGUAUUUGCAGAGGUGAACAGUGAUAAAGUCUACUGGCAGCGGACUGCUGAUGGCACCUUCACUCCCGUCCAAGUUAAGAAGAAAGCAGUCGGUCACUGCAUCAGCACUAAAGCAGUUGGCUCUGAUGGACGGGAGGACAUCACGCACCUCUACAAAUACACGGAAGAUUCAGAGGAAGAACGCAUUGCUGUGGAAACAGCCUGUCAGUAUGGCUCUAAAUCAGGGAUGUACGAUGUCUCCAGUGCGGAUGACGUCACCGUUCAGAUCACCAUCGAUGGAGAAGAGCCUCAGCUUGGAGCAGACGCCAAACUGGCCGUCACGGUGAAGAACACAAGUGCAGAACAGCGCACUUUCAACCUCCACAGCCAGGUGGCUGUUAUAUACUACACUGGGGUGUAUAAAUCUACAGUGAAGAAAGACGAGAUACCCAUCGAACUCCAACCCAAUGAAGUUGACACUGUGGAGUGGUGUCUGCCAUAUGAGCACUAUAAAGACCAGCUGGUGGACCAGGCCAUGCUGAUGGUCACUCUUACUGGACGGGUCACACAGACCAAACAGGUUCUGGCUACCCAGUUUCGCUUCAGACUGCGCACACCAGACAUAGUCAUCAAACCCGGUGGAGAUGCUGCAGUAGUUGGGAAAGAGUUCAAGGUCACGAUCGUUUUCCAGAACCCACUUAAGCGCACACUGAAGAACGUGAAGUUUCGCAUUGAAGGGUUGGGAUUGCAGAGUGUCAGGGAGGUUUCCUGCGGAGAUAUACAAAGCUUGGCCACGGUGACACUGACAGAGAAGUUUAUUCCCUCUGAGGCUGGGCCACAGAAACUUCUAGCUUCACUCGACUGCCGUCAACUACCUCAGGUGCAUGGAGUCGCCAACAUCGAUGUCAAAGCAAUGUGAACAAUUUCAGUGGCUCUGAAUCUCAUUUGGAAGAUCUCCAUCCAGGAAAAUCUUUCCUAGCCAUGUCUGAAGA